CAAUGAGGAGCCGUGUUGCUACGGGUUGUCAUGGUAACAGCCAAUGGCACGUGGAGAUGGAGUCUAGUGAUGCUGCCCGAGAUGCUGGGGGGCCGGGUGUGCGGGAAGCCGGGCUGCCAGCGGCGCUGACGGCCGUCGAUGGGGACCGGGACCCCCAGGGGGGAGCGGCGCCGGUGGUGAAACGCGGAGUCCAGACAAGAAGCCCCUGCAGUCUAGCUUUGAUCCUUCCCAACAAUACAUCCUGCUGGCUGGGGACCUCUCUGGCUCUCAGCUUCCAUGGAGGUGUCAUCUCACCCUCCCAGGACCUGGCAGCAUGACCUUGACCAAGGGCUCCUUCACCUACUCCAGUGGGGAGGAGUACUGCGGGGAGUGGAAGGAAGGCCGCAGGCAUGGCAUUGGCCAGCUAACGUUUGCGGAUGGCAGCACCUACCUGGGUCACUUUGAGAAUGGGCUUUUCCAUGGCUGCGGCGUGCUCACCUUCUCCGAUGGCUCCAGGUACGAGGGGGAGUUCAUGCAGGGGAAGUUCAAUGGCGUUGGAGUUUUCACGCGCUACGACUCGAUGACCUUCGAGGGCGAGUUCAAGAGCGGGCGUGUGGAUGGCUUCGGGCUCCUGACCUUCCCCGACGGCUCCCAUGGGGUGCCCCGCAGCGAGGGCUUCUUUGAGAACAACAAGCUGCUGCGGCGGGAGAAGUGCCCAGCCGUGAUCCAGAGAGCUCAAAGUGCCUCCAAGUCCGCACACAACCUCCCGGCGUGACUGGGGUGCCACGGGACUCCGCCACCCACCCACGGCCCCUCCUGCCGCUGGCCGGCCUGGCCUCCAAGAGCCUGCGGGGCAGGAGCUGCGGUGCCCAGCCGGGGGGGGGGCGGCGUGUUGGCACAGCCAGUCUGCCUGCUCGUCACGGGCCCCAGCAUAGCUGGCCACCUCCCUCCUGCUGGCUACAGAACUUCCUCUGAGUGCCCACCUCCUGGAUCCUGGGGGCUCUGAUUGCUGCCCCCCUCUGGGGGGGAGACAGGAGACCCCCUUCCCUGGGGCUUUGCUCACUGUCUUGGAGCAAACAAUACCACAGGGCCCUCCAUACAGACCCCUGGGCACAGCCCCCAUGGCCAGCCCUGCUGCUGGGCUGUGUGGGGCAGUGGAGGGGCAAUCUGCCAGGGCCUUGGUCCCUGUGGUUAGCUAGGAGCUGCUGCACCUGCUUUCCCAAAGCCCAAAGGGAGCUGGUAUCUCCCUGCCCCUUUUUUGUCCUGAUGCUGGGGGCAGGGCAAGCCCCCCCCCCUUUUUCUUGCUCUGGGCAUCCUGGCCCCACAGCCUGUGCCUCCCCCUCAACUCUCCCAAGGGCGUAUGGCCUGAGCAUGCCCAGGUCUCCUCCCAGCUGGCCUCUCUGUGUCCCGGGGGCUGUCUGGUCACUAUUGCCUGUCAGUGCCUUGGCACAGGGUCGGGCCAGGGCAGUGAGCAGGGGGCACUGUGUAGCCCCAGUCCUGAGCCAUGCCCCAUAGUUCCAAGCAUCUCAGUCUCCUCCCUCAUUGCUGUGCUGACAGGCUGCACUGUGGGGCUGGUGCCAAGGGCUCUGGCAGGCACUGGGCACUGUGGGUCUGCACCGCCUGGGGUGAGCUUUUCACGCUCCCGCUGUCCCUUGAACCGACUGGGGACUUAGUCUCCAUUCAGCCCUAGUGAGCACUUGGGCCUGCCGUGAUGCUGCAGCCUGACGAGUGCCAGUGUCUGGGGGGCUGCAGGUCGGGGCAAGGGGCAGAGGCAGAGCUGUGCUGGAGCCCAGGAGGGCGAGGAAGAGCGGGGCUGAGGGGCACCAGCAGUGUGAGGUUGGGGGGGAGCCAGGGCUGGGCUCACGGUUCAGCGAGCAGGAUGGGGGGCACCAGUAGAGCUGCACACAGGACUCCCCCCACACGGCCUGCUUGUCUCCAGUGUCGGUUCUCUGCUGGGAGCAGUAGCUGUCACUUGUGAUGCCGGUGCAGGGAGGGAGCCCAGGGCCAGGCCCGGCUGGGAGCCAUGUCCUCGCAGAGCAGGGUGCAUGUGAACUGCCCACUCUGUGCUGCUACUGCCCUCGUGCCUUGCUGUAUCCUGCACCGUGCCGCCCCCGCGGGGCCUCGGCGAAUAAACCGCGUUGCCAAA
Dermochelys coriacea (leatherback sea turtle) is the source of this 2125-nucleotide messenger RNA. It is a transcript of the gene MORN4, whose product is annotated as MORN repeat containing 4. The transcript is spliced from 6 exons. The coding region runs from base 314 to 754 and encodes 146 amino acids. NCBI's taxonomy places the organism in Eukaryota, Metazoa, Chordata, Testudines, Dermochelyidae. The record is from RefSeq and is a predicted model, not a curated record.